This is a messenger RNA of Anarrhichthys ocellatus (wolf-eel), 4361 nucleotides long. Its product is annotated as sphingolipid delta(4)-desaturase DES1-like. Gene Ontology annotation, biological process: ceramide biosynthetic process. The record is from RefSeq and is a predicted model, not a curated record. The transcript is spliced from 2 exons. The coding region runs from base 1495 to 2358 and encodes 287 amino acids. Gene Ontology annotation, molecular function: sphingolipid delta-4 desaturase activity. NCBI's taxonomy places the organism in Eukaryota, Metazoa, Chordata, Actinopteri, Perciformes, Anarhichadidae. Gene Ontology annotation, cellular component: membrane.
AUAAUUCUACCAUUCACACCCAUUCAUACACUGAUGGCAAAGGCUACCAUGUGUUGCACCCUUAAAAUGAACUGUCCAUAGAUGCAUCCAUCUUUGUUUUGCAACUUCUAUUAACAGAUCCCAAGGUUAAGCACAAGCACAUUUUUUGCCUUCAGCCUACAUAUAGCAUGUUUUCGAAACUCUUCUUUAAAGCGACAGCGCUCUCUUCUAAAGUGUCAAUACAAUAAAUUGCUUCCCUUCACAGUUGGUACAGUUAUCCUAUAUACAGUUAUGUAAUGUUUUAAAACCAUUGAAAUAAUACAAAUAUGAAUUUUAAAUGGACAAAAAAUAUGAAAUAACAGUGCGCUACACAUGCAAAGUCCCACUUGCCCAUCAGGGCUAUCUGACAUUCAUACUCAUUCAUAUUCCGCAGAAACAGCCUGCUGGGCAAAUUGGGGUUAAGUCUCUUGCCCAAGGACACAUCGCCGUGUACAAGCGGAGCCGAGGAUCGAACACCGAUCCUCUGAUUGAAGGACGACCCUGCUCUACCAUUAAGCCACAGUCGCCCCAAAACUGAUUUUAAAUAUUGUUUAGUUGUCAACACAGAUUAUUUUUUCUUUUAUAUUGCUAUAUUGUGAACAACAAGAGUGCACAAGACUGUUUAAACAGAAGUGUAUAGUACUAGUUUGUACGAGUGCAGAUAGCGCAGAAUGUACGGAUCGGGUAGUGAUUGACACGCAUUUAUAUUGUUUCUGUGUCACAUAAUGAGCUGAUAAAUGAUAUGAUGAAGUGAUACCGGAUUGGGGCAUUGACUCCUGUACUUGCCAAUACCCAAUCCAACAUUUUAAGCUGUAUCCGAGGCAUUUCCUCUAGUAUAAUGCAGUCCAAUACAACAACAUCCCAAUCUUCAGCCUAAAAAGGACCCCACAAAGGACUUUCCAUUUCAGGCGUUUCACUGUAGCCCUCCUAUUCAUUUUUAUUUUUUCAGUAAUUAAAGAAAGCACUCCAAAUCUUCGGUAUGAAGAGUUCUGCAUUCCUGAAGUGAAAUUCUGUAACAAUUCUCACCUGCUUUUUGAAUGUUUCCACUGGCUACCACUUGAUCACUCUUGAAAUAAUGAAAUAGAAUUAACAUUUGACAAUAUUCAACUGGAAAGCUUGUGUAUCAGAAUGUGCUUAUGCCAGCAUGCACUGUAGAUGUUUUUUUUCUUGCUGCUGCCUUCUGACCUCUUAAACAAUGGUGGGAUGGUAGAAUACAUUUCACAAGGUGCCAGUCAGUACUUGACUCAGCACUCUUUGUUUAUUACAUUAGCUUAAACUAAAUAAUGCAGCUGUAUACAACUUUUCUCUUUUUAUUGAAAUUUUUUUUAUUCAAAUCUUUAGCUGAAUUCCUUAAUUUAAAUGUUUUUUACCAGAUGAUCUGAUGAUUAUUUAUUUUCAGCAUAUGAAUAUGAACUGAGUUUAACUGAAGUUUCUUGUUUUUCUCCUACAGCCAAAUACCCAGAAAUCAAGUCAUUGAUGGUUCCUGACCCAAGGCUGAAAUGGAUUGUGUGCAUGAUGGUAGCGAUACAGUUUUUAGCUUUCUACAUGGUCAAAGACUUGGAAUGGAAAUGGGUUUUGUUUUGGACUUAUGCCUUUGGCAGCUGUAUCAACCACUCAAUGACGCUUGCUAUUCAUGAGAUCUCCCACAACACAGCCUUUGGAAACAACAAGGCCAUGUGGAAUCGCUACUUUGCCAUUUUUGCCAACCUGCCCAUUGGCCUGCCCUACUCUGCCUCCUUCAAACGCUAUCACCUGGACCAUCACCGCUACCUGGGUGGAGAUGGGAUAGAUGUAGACAUCCCCACUGAGUUUGAAGGCUGGUUCUUCUGCACACGCCUUCGCAAAUUCAUCUGGAUUAUUCUGCAACCUCUGUUCUAUGCCAUUCGGCCCCUCUGCAUCAACCCCAAACCUAUCACUCAGCUGGAGGUGACCAACAUAGCCUUCCAGCUCACAUUUGACAUCCUGCUCUGCUGGCUGUGGGGGGCCAAGCCUGUGGUCUACAUGCUGGCUGGCUCAAUGCUGGGGAUGGGCUUGCACCCCAUCUCUGGUCAUUUCAUAGCUGAGCACUACAUGUUCCUCAAGGGCCAUGAGACGUACUCCUACUAUGGCUCCCUCAACCUGCUCACCUUCAACGUGGGUUACCACAAUGAGCACCAUGACUUCCCCAGCAUCCCAGGACGCAGGCUGCCCAUGGUGAAGAAAAUAGCAGCAGAGUAUUAUGAUGACCUGCCUCAGUACACAUCUUGGGUGAAAGUCCUGUAUGACUUCAUCAUGGACGACGCACUGAGCCCUUACUCUCGAGUGAAGAGGAAGCUGAGGGGAGAUGUCAAACAGGAGUAACUUCACCUAAAGCUGGGGAAAAAAAGCUUCAAUGUCCAUCGUUUCAUCUAGGAGUUAACAGCUUUUCCAAAUGAAUAGAUUCAGCAUGGGAAAUAAGGGGGGAAAUUGUGAAAGAGUGCUUUUCCUCUACAGGAAGAGAAAAUUGUUUCAGUUAUUUGUAAUGAAGUUCAGAAAGACCAAGACAUUAUGUUAGUUUGAAAAUAUGAGUUUGCUCGUGUGAUUAUUGGCAGUACCUAGGGUUGGUUACAAAACAAACAAAAUGUAUUCUAAACAAACUAUAAAUUGAUGGGUGGAUUGUCAUAAAAUUUGGUGUCCCCUUCAGGAUGAAUUGUAAUCUCAAUGGUGAUCUUCUAAUUUCUUAAAAUAUUUUAAAUAUUCACAAUUCAAAAUAUUCUCAAUUUGUGCAAUACUGUGGUUUAAAACUAACCCAAAUGUCUACUGAAGGCAUCUGUAUUGUGGUCGGGCUCAAUUCUAGCUAGUGUGCUGAUGUGCACUGAACAUGCAAGUGCUCUUUACUCAUUGGACUUUCAAUAUCUCUGAGGCCACAAAGUGUUUAUUACCACACUGAUCAAUAAUGUGUAAAAAAAAAAUCAACAAUGAAAUAUGAACAGACAUCUGCUUCAAGUAGUUAUUUAAUCCAACCAUUUAAUUAGCGCUCUCUUGUCCUCGGCUCACUACUUGUCAGCAUCUUAAAUUGGUUAGUCUUUCUUUUUAGGGCCCUGGCACUGAAAGUGCUAUGAGUUCGGACAUAUUUCUCAUUGGCUGUAAUUAACUCUGCUCAACCAAAAGUUGGCCGUUUUUAAUUUAGUUUAGUAGUUUUCAUGUAUUUUAUACAAACUUUUUCAAACUCCUCCCAGAAGGUUUAUCAGAUUUGUCUCUGAGUUUUUGUGGAACAGCGUUGCUGUAGCAAGGCAGGCAAUGUGAAUCUUUCGUAAUGACAUGCAAAGCUGCUGUAACUUCACUUUAUAUCAUCCAAUCUGUCCCAAAUUUCACAUGCUGUAUAAGUCCAGACCCGAAGGAAUCUACACAUCCAUAUUGAGAUAUAGUCAUUGCACCACCUACUGACAACAGGAAAUUGGCAGUACCUAAAACAAAAAUCAUCCAAUUAACAUGAAAUUUAAAUGUGUGUUUAAAUAUGAUAUAUAGUAACAUGACAUAAUUAGUAUGUGUUCUGGGACAGAAUUUGCGUAAUUUCCAGCACUGGCGUGUAACUCGGACAUGCGCAUAAGGCAAAAGGCUGUUCAUCGCUGCUUGCAGAUUUAAUUUCUUUUUUUUAAACUUUGCAUUACGCUAGUAAGAACAAAACACUUACCCAAGCCCACACAGGUUGUUACACCAUCUGUGGUGACUGAUUGCAAACCAUGUCUAAGGUCUUUGCAUCGCUGUUUGUUUGCUGCUACAGAGAUUAAUAUACAACUGAAUGAACUUAGACAUGUCUCCCUCCAUUUUGGACUCCACAGUUGGAGGUUAACAACAUAAAAGCAGCUUUGCUAUUGGUUUACUGUGUGUGUGCGUGCGCGCGAACAUGCGCGCACACGCACGAACGUGCAUGUUCAAGUGGAUCAAAGUUGAACUCUGAGGGAAUCCACUCAUUAAGAUUCCUCUGUAUGAAUUGAGUUUGUUGCAACAUAGGGAAGUAUGAUCUGGUCUGUUUGAAAGGAUCGAUGCUGAGUUUAUGGGAAGGCUUGCAUUGGUUUACUUUGUAUAUUACAUUUCUUAGAAAUUGCUCUGCUCUUUAACAUACAACACUUAAUGUACCAUGAUAUUAUGCAACCUGUUGUAAUGCUCCAUACAAACUGUGACUAUAACAAGUCAGUUUAAUGUUGAGUUGUAUAUGAGUUGAAAGUGUAAUAUUCCUCAGUGCCUUCAGAGCUUUGUUUUCAAUUCUGAUUGUGAUGUUGAUUUAAAUGUUAUGAAUUUAUUCACUUUGAUGAAAUAAAGUCAAUUUUGACUACUUAAAAGCCAAUGAAAUAAAUGAAUUAAUAAAAAAAAAAAUAUAUAUA